AGAAAAACCACUGUAUACCUAUGUGUAUCUGGUUCCUUCACAAGUCUUGGUUUCUUUUUUCAUGUUUAUUGAAAAUUCAGUCACUUUUGUUGGUCUGACACCACUGGCAUCAUUUCUAGCUACACCGCGGACCGUUGUUGAUCACGCUGGCUAAACGAGAAGUAUGGAGAACUAUUCAUUGUUCUCAUCCUCCAUAUCCACAUUUUACCUGGGAAUUUGGCUCCUCACUUUGAGCUAGGGCAAAAAUGUCAGUGUCGAGUUCGCAAUGGCCAGAUUUACGACCCUCAUCCACAAGCCCGCCACCAUAUCAACAAGGGUUGGAAAUCGUUUCAAGAAUUCCAGAUGCUGAGGUUCUUGAAGAUGAAGGGGACAUGAUUUCUGGACAAUAUUCUCCAGAAACAGAAGUUUCUGAUGACGGAACUUACUACACCAACGAUGGCAAACUCUCCGAUUCGGACAGCAAUGUGGAUGAGCACGAGGAAAACCAGCAAUCUGGACGAGAGGAUGAUUACGAUUCAUCAAGAGAUUCUCGUGCACCGGAAAGACCAAACAGAUAUCCUGGUCCUCCGUCAACCUGGCGUGCCAAAACACGACAAGAAAGACACGAAAUAAAUUCUUUAGAAGCACUCCGUGCCCGAGAUCUUUCCAUUCAUUUAUUCAAUGCCUUCGCACUCAAAAGGAGAGCGAUGAGAAUUAAAUCUCAAAAUUCGGAGCUAGAUCAAGAGCCACAGUCUAAAAGCGAAGAAGACAAGACUUCACAAUUCGUACCAACAAAGCAAUGGACUGCAUGGCCUCUACCUACAGACGAAGUGCCAAGAGGAGAUGUACAUGUACCGAGAGACGACUCUGACAUCUGGAAUAUAUCUGGCCCAUCCGACGAACGACCUAGUGCAGAGUUAGAAGAGUGCCUCAUUGCCCAAAUGUUAAAAACCUCGAAAGAAAGAUUCGAAUCUCGAUCGUGGGAAAAGCAACAGCCUCGUGUUCGCAACAGGCACACAAAAAUGGCUCCCGGGACUGAGACUAGCGGUUCCAUAAGUACAGGCGUAGAUGAAUCUGAUAAAGACAUUGCCAUAAAACCCGACAUUCAAUUCCGACCAGUCGUCCAGGCGGAUGAUGACAAGUCAAGAUCUAUGCUCCGGCCAACAGCACGGCACAUUCUCAGCGACCUUGACAAUAUCCUUAUGAGUUUACAUCACGCCCGGCAAGCCUAUGUUUCAACUGUGGAUUUGUCUCACAGCGAGCAUGAAACAGAACACGAGGACGAUUUAACUUCGAGAUCUGUGUCAAGAUCACGGGUCAUAUCUCGCCGCGGCAGAUCGGGCUCCCGAGGCAUAAAACGGUCACGCAAUGCGCCCAUGAAUACGGACCCUCCCGCUACAUCAGACCACGGAGGAGACAUCGAGCUACCUGAUGUCUCUAGUUCCAAAUCACGCGUGAAGAAUCCCCAACGAACAAGGUCAAUUACUCCUCGACGCUCUCGCAGCCGAUCUCCUGGUUCUAGACAAUCCAAAUUAGGUUUACGGGAUUGGAGUGAUAUAGUCGGUAUUGCCUCGAUGUCAGGAUGGCCAACAUCGGUCGUCAUGCGAACAGCGAAGCGCUGUUCUGAACUUUUUGGAGAAGACAUGGCAUUCAACAUUCUAACCGAAGGUAAACUGGAGCUCAACGAAAGGGAUAAGAAGCGCCUGCCAAUGUGGGAAUAUGUCGAGAAGGAGGGAUUGGGUGAAUCCAGUACAGAUGAUGAAAUUCUUGGAUCUUCUAGAAUUGCCCAGAAGCGCAGACGUGUCGGGGAGAUUUACUGUCCUGUGAAGGAGUGUUCUCGCUCAACGAAAGGGUUUUCAAGGACCUGGAACUUAAACCAGCAUAUAAAAAACAGACAUCCCAAUUUUGAGCUUAGAGCCCGCCAAAGCAAAUCUACCCCCCUCACUGAGGAAUCUGGCUGA
Histoplasma capsulatum G186AR is the source of this 1940-nucleotide messenger RNA. RefSeq lists its product as uncharacterized. NCBI's taxonomy places the organism in Eukaryota, Fungi, Ascomycota, Eurotiomycetes, Onygenales, Ajellomycetaceae. The record is from RefSeq and is a predicted model, not a curated record. The transcript has a single exon. Bases 246 to 1940 code for a protein of 564 amino acids.